AAUAAAACGAAAUGUGACAUUUGACAUUUCUUUCGUGUUCUUUCUUUUGAAUGAAAAAUCGUGUAUAGAAUUGUAGCACACGAUAAUUUCUGUUUAAUCCAUAUACAAUCCUUUCAGGAUGGCUAUCAGACCCGUUUACCGACCUACGAUUAUUAAAAAAAGAACGAAAAAGUUCAUCAGGCAUCAAUCUGACCGAUAUGGUAAACUCAAGCGUAACUGGCGUAAACCUAAGGGUAUCGACAACAGAGUCAGAAGACGUUUCAAGGGACAAUAUUUGAUGCCAAAUAUUGGUUAUGGGUCAAACGCUAAGACUAGGCACAUGUUACCAACUGGUUUCAGAAAAGUUUUGGUACACAAUGUUAAAGAAUUAGAAGUGCUGUUGAUGCAGAAUCGUAAAUAUUGUGCAGAAAUUGCUCAUGGAGUAUCAUCUAAGAAACGUAAAGAUAUUGUAGAGCGUGCUCAACAAUUGAGUAUUAGGGUUACUAAUGGACAUGCUAGAUUACGUAGCCAAGAAAAUGAGUAAAUUAAGCCUUUUGUUUAAUAAAAAAUGUUAAAAAGAA
Diorhabda carinulata is the source of this 560-nucleotide messenger RNA. It is a transcript of the gene RpL32, whose product is annotated as 60S ribosomal protein L32. The record is from RefSeq and is a predicted model, not a curated record. Gene Ontology annotation, molecular function: structural constituent of ribosome. Lineage: Eukaryota; Metazoa; Arthropoda; Insecta; Coleoptera; Chrysomelidae. The coding region runs from base 119 to 523 and encodes 134 amino acids. The transcript has 4 exons. Gene Ontology annotation, biological process: translation. Gene Ontology annotation, cellular component: cytosolic large ribosomal subunit; ribosome.